Messenger RNA from Oncorhynchus kisutch (coho salmon), 7489 nucleotides. It is a transcript of the gene rasgrf2b, whose product is annotated as Ras protein-specific guanine nucleotide-releasing factor 2b. NCBI's taxonomy places the organism in Eukaryota, Metazoa, Chordata, Actinopteri, Salmoniformes, Salmonidae. Gene Ontology annotation, biological process: Ras protein signal transduction. Gene Ontology annotation, cellular component: plasma membrane. The coding region runs from base 376 to 4185 and encodes 1269 amino acids. The transcript has 28 exons. The record is from RefSeq and is a predicted model, not a curated record. Gene Ontology annotation, molecular function: guanyl-nucleotide exchange factor activity.
CAAGGCUUUCCCCCUCUGCUUUGCGAACAAUAACCUUUCCAUUUUCUGCAUCUCAUAACCUACUCUUUCCUCCAUCUGGGAUUUGGUCUACCUUUCUUUUCAACGUUUGGCAGAUGUGGACAUGGAUCGUAUCUGGGUUUAUUAAGAAGUCGUUGACGGGGUCUCUCUCGAAUAUGAGUUUCCCCGCAAGAGCUCUCACUUUGGCGGGGCAACUUUCCCGUGCACCUCGGCGCUCAGCCUGGUGAUGCUUAGCCUGGUGACCACUUUCCCUCUUCAUUCACUGAAAGGGGAAGUUUAAACACACACCGGCGGAUUUGGUCUCGCAUUCAAUAGCCUACACACGGUUUUAUAAAAAACAAAAAGGAGUAAAUUAAAAUGCAGAAGAGUGUCAGGUUUAAUGAGGGACACGCUCUGUUCCUCUCAGUCGUUGCGCGUAAGGAGGGUACCAAGCGCGGUUAUUUGAGCAAGAAGACCACGGAGAACAGCAGGUGGCACGAGAAGUUCUUUGCGCUGUACCAAAACGUGUUUUUUUACUUUGAAAACGAGCAGAGUGUACGCCCUGCCGGGAUUUACCUCUUGGAGGGCUGCACCUGUGAGAGUGUGCCUGUUCCGAAGGUCUCCACUGCGGGAAAGGAGACCCUCGACAAACAGCACUACUUCCUGAUCGUGUUUGGCCAUGAUGGACAGAAGCCUCUGGAGCUACGGACUGAGGAGGAGAAUGAAUGUGAUGAAUGGGUGGAGGCCAUCCAACAGGCCAGCUACUCUGACAUCAUCAUCGAGCGUGAGGUCUUGAUGCAAAAGUACAUCCACCUGGUCCAGAUUGUGGAGACAGAGAAGGUGGCAGCCAACCAACUACGUACUCAAUUGGAGGAUCAGGAUACAGAGAUAGAGAGGCUCAAAGGAGAGAUCGUUGCCCUGAACAAAACCAAUGAGAGAAUGUGGCCUUACCAUGUAAACCAAGAGGAUGAAGACCCAGACAUAAAAAAGAUUAAGAAGGUGCAAAGCUUUAUGCGUGGCUGGCUGUGCCGUAGGAAGUGGAAGCUGAUAGUUCAGGACUACAUCUGUUCUCCCCAUGCUGAGAGCAUGAGGAAGAGGAACCAGAUCGUCUUUAACAUGGUGGAGGCCGAGACAGAGUAUGUCCACCAGCUGUCUAUCCUGGUUAACUGUUUCCUGAGACCUCUCCGCAUGGCCGCCAGCUCCAAGAAACCUCCAAUCAGUCACGAUGAUGUCAGCAGUGUGUUCCUCAACAGUGAGACCAUCAUGUUUCUACAUGAGAUAUUCCACCAAGGUCUCAAAGCCCGGAUAGCGAACUGGCCUACACUGGUAUUGGCGGACCUGUUUGACAUCCUGCUGCCUAUGCUGAACAUCUACCAGGAGUUUGUGAGGAACCACCAGUACAGCCUGCAAGUGCUGGCCAACUGCAAGCAGAACCGAGACUUCGAUAAGCUGUUGAAGCAGUAUGAGGCUAAUGCUGCCUGUGAGGGCAGGAUGCUGGAGACCUUCCUCACAUACCCCAUGUUCCAGAUUCCUCGGUACAUCAUCACUCUGCAUGAGCUGCUGGCGCACACUCCGCACGAACACGUAGAGCGCAAGAGCCUGGAGUUUGCCAAGUCCAAACUAGAGGAGCUGUCAAGGGUGAUGCAUGAUGAGGUGAGUGAUACAGAGAACAUCCGUAAGAACCUGGCCAUCGAGAGGAUGAUUGUAGAGGGAUGUGAUAUACUACUGGACACCAGUCAGACCUUCGUCAGACAGGGUUCUCUGAUUCAGCUGCCGUCGGUGGAGAGGGGGAAGCUCAGUAAGGUGCGUCUGGGCUCUCUGUCUCUGAAGAAGGAAGGAGAGAGACAGUGCUUCCUGUUUACAAAACACUUUCUGAUCUGCACACGCAGCUCAGGAGGCAAGCUGCACCUGCUCAAGCAAGGUGGAGUCCUAUCUCUGAUAGAAUGUACCCUCAUAGAAGAAACAGAGACCAGCGACGACGACUCGAAGUCCAGUGGUGGUCAGGUAUUCGGUCAGUUGGACUUUAAGCUGAUCAUCGAGCCGUCUGACUCACCCUCCUUCACUGUAGUCUUGUUGGCUCCCUCACGACAGGAGAAAGCUGCCUGGACCAGCGACAUCAGCCAGUGUAUCGAUAAUAUCCGCUGUAAUGGUUUGAUGACUAGUGUAUUCGAGGAGAACUCCAAAGUCACCGUGCCUCACAUGAUCAAAUCUGAUAUGCGCCUCCAUAAAGAUGAUGUUGACAUUUGCUUCAGCAAGACACUCAACUCCUGCAAGGUCCCACAGAUUCGCUACGCCAGCGUGGAGCGGCUGCUGGAAAGGCUGACGGACUUGCGCUUCCUCUCCAUCGACUUCCUCAACACCUUCCUCCACACCUACCGUAUCUUCACUACUGCUGCCGUGGUCAUGGAUAAACUGGCUGACAUCUACAAGAAACCUUUCACCUCUAUACCUGUCAGGUCUUUGGAAUUGUUCUUUGCCACCAACCAGAACAACCGAAGUGGUGAUCACAUCAAUGACAAGUCCCCCCGUCUCUGCCGCAAGUUCUCCGGUCCUCUCUCCAUCUCCUCCCGCACCUCCUCUCCUGUCCGCACACGCAAACUCUCUCUGCAUUCCCCCAUCAGUGCCAGGGUGGGGGGGCUGGACCUUACUAAUAUUAACUCUAUCCCCUCCUCCUUCUCUCAGUCUGCUGUCAGUAGUCCAUCCUCAGCCCAAACCCCUACAUUCCACACCCCCUCCCCCCAGACCCCCACUACCACUUCCCCCCCUCCCACCUCCUCCUCGCCCCCUCCAGGUGGCAACAACACCCCCCAAGACCAGGCCCCCCUCCCCCCCUGUCUACCUCUGUCCUACCCCGAACAGAGUCCCUCCCCCACUACAGAAGGGCAGGAGCUGCCUCGUGUUGACGCCUUCUGUGGAAAAAUGAGACGCAGCAUCCGCAGAGCUGUCUUGGAGUCUGUCUCAAUGGACAAGUUCAUCCCUGAGUCGCCUCAGAACAGCGAAUCAGGAGAAGUCUCUCCCUGCCGCUCCCCCUCCACCCCACGACACUUCCGCUACAGGCAACCUGGAGUUCAAUCAGGGGAGAACUCUCGUUGUUCUGUUUCUCCUGCCUCAGCCUUUGCUAUUGCUACAGCUGCAGCAGGACAUGGCUCUCCCCCAGUGUUUAAUAACUCAGAGAGGACAUGUGAUAAGGAGUUUAUCAUCAGAAGAGCUGCUACUAACAGAGUCCUCAACGUACUUCGACACUGGGUCUCAAAACACUCCCAGGACUUUGAGAUGAACAGUGAGUUGAAGAUGGGAGUGAUCUGUCUACUAGAGGAGAUACUCAGAGAUCCAGACCUAUUGCCACAGGAGAGAAAAGCUACUGCUAAUAUACUAAGUACCCUUUCUCUGGAUGAGCAGGAAGCAGAUGCCCAGCUGAGGAUAGAAGACAUCCUUCAGAUGGUGGAGUGUCCUAGGUCAGAGUGUUUUGAGUCUCUGUCUGCCAUGGAGCUGGCUGAACAGAUCACACUACUGGACCACAUCGUCUUCAGGAGUAUCCCCUAUGAGGAGUUCCUGGGGCAGGGCUGGAUGAAGGUGGAUAAGUCUGAGAGGACUCCCUACAUCAUGAAGACCAGCCAGCACUUCAAUGAUAUGAGCAACCUGGUGGCGUCUCAAAUCAUGACCCAUACAGACGUGGGCUCCAGGGCCAACUCUAUUGAAAAAUGGGUGGCUGUGGCCGACAUCUGCCGCUGCCUCAACAACUACAAUGGAGUCUUAGAGAUCACCUCAGCUCUGAACCGCAGCGCCAUCUACAGGUUGAAGAAGACAUGGGCCAAAGUCUGCAAACAGACUAAAGCCCUGAUGGACAAGCUGCAGAAGACUGUGUCGUCUGAAGGGAGAUUCAAAAACCUGAGGGAAACCCUGAAAAAUUGUAACCCUCCCAGUGUGCCCUACCUGGGUAUGUACCUGACUGACCUAGCCUUUAUCGAGGAAGGAACACCUAACUUCACUGAGGAGGGCUUGGUCAACUUCUCCAAGAUGAGGAUGAUCUCCCACAUCAUCCGAGAGAUCCGCCAGUUCCAGCAGACACCCUACAGGAUAGAACACCAGCCUAAGGUGACUCAGUACCUGUUGGACAAGACUCUGAUCAUGGAUGAGGACACUCUCUAUGACCUCUCUCUUAAGAUAGAGCCCCGCCUACCGGCCUGAGGGACAGUCACUGCGAGCAACGGGACCCUGGCAACCCUGUCCCUCUAUGUGGGCAACACGCCUGCUUACCUGGGAUAAUGAAUGAGAGAGUGGAUUAUUGAAGAGACAGAGAGAAAAAGUGAGCGAGAGAGAGAGAAUUGAGAGGGAACGUAGGGAGAAAAUCCUUGUUGUUUUUAGACGAUGAUGGGGUGAUCUUUUGAAUGUGUUUUCUGCGAGGAAGGGUAAACAGGAAGUGAGGUGUCAUUGUGUGACCUCAUCAUCCCUCUCCCAGGGCGUGACAUCAUUGAUGUGAAACAUGGUUCUUCUGCCAGCAGAUCAAAUCAGAGUUGGUGGAGAUUGAUCAAUCUUUGGGAAAAUCUCAAAUGGCACCCUGUUCCCCAUGUAGGACUGCACUAAUUUAGGGAAUAGGUUGCCAUUGAGACACUUUUUUGUCUUUGAACAUUUUUAAAAGGUAGACGUAAGGAGAUGAAAUGUAGCAUGUAUAGCUCUAAGAGUCUGGACUUGUGUAUGUUACUCUGUGCUGCUUUACUGUGCCAUGUCCUUGAGCUGAAGCACCCAUGCUUUCACACCAAAUGGUGAUCACUUGACUUUGCAUGAUCCUAACUGGGGUUUUAGUGUUUAUUUGGCCUUGGUCCUGACCCCUGCAUGUUAACAUGCUUCACUCUCUUUGGUCUCUGAAGACUACACAACCACUAUGCAUCCCCAUCCACCAAUCAUAAAUCACUUUAUUAGGAGGGUCGGACGGAAUCUAUGAGGGUAGAGUUUCAAACACACCUGCCGGAAUUAACUCAUACAUUACUACUACUACACAUACUAAAUGUAACGAUAGUGGUAAAUAGAAAAUCCUUUUAAGAUUCAGUCUGACUGUGGUAAUGAGUGCUUCAAAAUGAAUUUCGAUUUAGAAACUGGGCGGCAGGUACUGUAGCCAACUGGGUGGCAGGUAGCCUAGCGGUUAGUGCUUUGUGCCAGUAACUGAAAGGUCGCUUGUUAGAAUACCUUAGCCAACAAUCUGUUGAUGUUCCCUUGAGCAAGACACUUAACCCUAAUUUGCUCCAGGUGCGCCGUACUACUAUGGCUGACCUUGUAAAACAACACAUUUCACUGCACCGAACAGGUGUAUGUGACAAUAAAGUAAAUAAAUUAAAAAAGCUUCAUUUGUUAUAGUUUACCAUUUAUGUGCAUCGUGUUGUUGAAAUUGCUCUUCAUAAAUACUGAAAUAUUAAUCUACAAACUGGUGACCGGUAUCUGAAAGAAUAAUCUGGUACUCCACAUUCAGGCAAAUGUUUUGAUGUCUAAUAUCUUGUAAGCUAGAAUUACGUAGAACUACAUAUAAUUGAAUAGGAUCUCUUUGGGAUCAAGAAUAUACAAUUGAGAUUCAGCCAUAUAAAACUAUUGUACUGCCAUGGAGUGAGGGUGGUUAAAGAGAAGUGACUUUAUGUCCCUCUAGUGGCCCCAACAUUCCCAUGCUUUAUCUGACAACAACACUUGUAGCACGUUCAGCAGGGCCUGUUCACAGCUUUACAAUAACCACUCCUUAUGCAGUUUGAUGAGCAUGUGGUCCUGUUGCAGUUUGCUCCUAAUUGAAAAAUGAAAACCCAGCAAACAAAUGUUGGUUCCCAGAACGAUGUGGGAAAGUCAUUUUUCAAAUAACCAAAGGAACACUAUGGGGACAUUAUGAGCUAGCUGGGAAUCCUUUGUUGUCCUCACAAAUUUAAUUUAGUCUUCAGCUUCAUUGGCUUUACAUGGUCACUUGAGUGUUCUAGUCUAGUCUGUAUGAGUCUGACAGUAGCUGUCUGCAUGAAGCGAUAGAGGUUGCUUUAGAGGUUACAUACAGUUAAUAUAGCUCUUGAGUUCCGAUCAUGGAAUUCCGAACUCAUCAGUACAUCUUUACUUGGAUUAAAACAUAUAUAUUUUACAUUUUAGUCAUUUAGCAGAUGCUCUCAUCCAGAGCAACUUACAUUAGUGCAUUCAUCCCAUACAUCUUUUUUCUCAAUAUAUUUAACUUAGAUGUACAUACAUUUACAUCUUUGUUAAAAUGCAUGUAAUGCCUUAACAUUUAUUCCAGAGAUGCAUGUACAUGCAUUUGCAUCUUUGUUAAAGUGCAUGUAAUGCCUGACAAUUCCAGAAAUGCAUGACUAUGACAUCUAGUCAACAGGGUGGCCAAAGUUGUUCCUAAUUCGGCAUAUGACAUAGUUUGUCCCUUCAGACGAUUCUUAAAUUACUCAAUGGAGAAUUUGCCACCAAACCAAAACUUUGGCACUAGCUAGGUUUCAAUCCAAUUGGCAACAGAUUUCCAUGUGAAUAUUAUAAAAUCGACGUAAAGAAAAUAUGUGCAUUUUCCCACCAGCGGUGUGUUUCCACCAAACAGACUUGUGGCGUAUAAAAAUCAGUGAAUGAUGACGUAGUGCACACAAAAUGUACUUUUUCGCUUAAGUUUACAUGUACCGAAUAAAAAUCUACAGUUCAACGUGUUUCCAUUGCAUUUUCAACUCUACCAAUAGUUUCCUCACAAAAGUUGUGUGCCUACUUUGGUCUUGGCACAUGCACUCUAGCCAACAGUUCGUAGAUACAGUGCGGGUAGGCUAGUCUACAUGAUGAGAUUAUUAUGGAUAAGAGCGAGAAUAUUUGUAUUUGUCAAACGGCAGUCAAGCAUCGAUCAUCAUGUCACCUGAAGACCCUCAAUAUUUAUUGGAAAGGAACAUCAAGAUUACUGUCACCACCCUGUGAAGAUCAUCAUAAAUGAUUUCAUCUGUAGCCUUAUAAACUGCAUGCUUUCCCGAGUCGUAGUGGGAGGACCACACACCAUACUAUUGCGUGACUCCAAGUUUACUUCAAUUUGAUUGUUAUUAUAUAUCAAUAUUUGCGCAUAAAGGCAGUUCCACUGCCAUGUCACACAUAAAUAAUUUUACAGACACAAAAAUAUCCCACCAACGAACACAUUUUCUGUCAGCAUUUAUAAAACUGAACCGAAACUUCCUGUUUCCAUCACCGCUGUCUUGAUUUUUUUUAUAUACGGUAUGACUAUACUCGUAUAAAAACUGUGGAUGCGAAUGUGGUUAGUGAUGUCAUUUAAAUUAUGGUUAAAAAAACAACAUUUGAUUUCACCCCAAAAAAUUCUGUCAUAAAGGGCACAUGUUCAACUUCAUAAAAAAAAAGACUAUAUAGUCGUGCCUCUCUUCAGCUUGAAAAGAAAUCACUACCUGACCGAUAAUGUAACAUUUUUGUUGUAAUUUUUGUGGUAAUUUAAAUGCAUUUUUGUGCUUUUAAUAUGUGUCAAGUACAAUAAAAAUACAUUCUGACAAAA